CUGCUGUCCGCGAGCCUCCUCUCGCGCGGCGCCCUGCUGCUGCUCGAGCGCCUCUCCGCCUCGCCCGCCGCCCUCCUCUCCAACGACUGGGUGGCCGCGCUGGCGGCGCCGUACGCGAGGCACGGAGCCUGGCGGCGCGCCGCCAGGCCGGGCGGCGGGCGGAGCUGGCCGGAGCGGUGGCGGGGCACCGCGUUCGUGCACCUGGUGCACAAUCUCGAGCCCGGCUACGACGGCGCCUUCUCCGGGGCCGAGCCGGCGCUGUCCCCCUCGCAGCUGCUGGGCCUCCCUCCCGCCCUUCUGUCGGAGGAGCGGCCAGGCGCCGCGCCGCGAGCGGGGAGAGGGUGGCGCGCCUCGCUCACGCGCGCGGCGCUGCUGACGGCCGACAGCUGGGCCACUGUCUCCGCGUCCUACCGGCAGCAGCUGCUGCGCGGCGGCGGCCCGCUCGCCCCGCUUCUGCGAGCGUUCCCGGCGCCCUUCGCGUGCAAGCUAGGCCUGCCCCUGGCGGAGCUCCGCGCCUCCCUCCACGCCGACGGACUGCUCGGCUUGACUGGCCACGCCGCCGCCAAGGCGUCGCUGCGCCGGCAGUGCUUUGGCGACGGCUGGCGUGCCACGCUGCAGGCCGCGUGGCCGGCGGCGCACGGGCGCCGAAGCGGCGGCGGCGGCGGCGGUGGAGGCGGAGGCGGAGGCGGAGGAGCAGGAGGAGGCGAGGACCCGCCGAUGUUUGUCUUCCUUGGCCGCCUUGCGCCGC
This is a messenger RNA of Emiliania huxleyi CCMP1516, 748 nucleotides long. RefSeq lists its product as hypothetical. The annotation marks the transcript as partial. Lineage: Eukaryota; Haptophyta; Isochrysidales; Noelaerhabdaceae. The record is from RefSeq and is a predicted model, not a curated record. The transcript is spliced from 5 exons.